AAAAUGUAUCAAGACGGUUGUUAUGGAUGUAACCAAUCUCUGUUAUGGCCCGGAUAUAGAACGUAUCCUCGGAAACCGACCUCGUUCCAUAUUAUGGAUAUUUUACAUAUUAGACAGGAACAACAAACUCCGUCAGCUUUAGGACCUUUACAGGAUUUUUGUAGGACUAAAAGUGUGGAAAAUAUUGUUUCUCCGAUAAAUCAAGAACGAUUACCGAUUAUAGGGACACCUAAAGACCUUAAGUUUGGAAUUAAUCGAAUUCUUUCCGAGGAUUUUGGACACAAAUCGCCAGUAAUAAAUGAAAACAGAAACAAGUUCUCGUUAACAAGGACGUGUGAUUGUGGUUCUCCAUCUUGCAGUGUUCUUAUGUUCUCACAGAUGUCAUCACACCCUUUUAAUUCUCCGCACUAUACACUUUAUCAUUCAGAGACAGAAACUCUUCCAGGCCCGUAUUCGAUUUUAAAUGAUGAUACCUGUACAAAUGGUCAGUCAAAGCGAAAAAGAUCAUGGUCUAGAGCCGUUUUCUCAAACUUACAAAGAAAAGGUUUAGAAAAGAGAUUCGAAGUACAAAAAUACGUCACAAAACCUGAUAGAAGACAACUAGCAGCUAUGCUAGGACUUACAGAUGCACAGGUAAAAGUUUGGUUUCAAAAUAGAAGAAUGAAGUGGAGACACAUGCAACAAAUGAAAGAGAAAGAACUAAGUGAGCAAAAGAGAGACACCACCGACAAACAUUGUAGUUCAAAAGAGAAAAUCGAAGAUUUAGAAUCAGAUAGUGAGCAAUCAUCCUAACGUGAAAAAUAUCGAGAGAGAUUCUCAUUCGCUGAAUUUAAUUGUCGGAGUUAGCAAUGAAAAAUCAGCACGUUGCACACACAAUUGAUACAA
Mytilus trossulus (common blue mussel) is the source of this 885-nucleotide messenger RNA. Its product is annotated as H2.0-like homeobox protein. The transcript is spliced from 4 exons. Gene Ontology annotation, molecular function: DNA-binding transcription factor activity, RNA polymerase II-specific; sequence-specific DNA binding. Lineage: Eukaryota; Metazoa; Mollusca; Bivalvia; Mytilida; Mytilidae. Bases 4 to 792 code for a protein of 262 amino acids. The record is from RefSeq and is a predicted model, not a curated record. Gene Ontology annotation, biological process: regulation of DNA-templated transcription.